Mytilinidion resinicola is the source of this 1695-nucleotide messenger RNA. RefSeq lists its product as uncharacterized. Gene Ontology annotation, molecular function: protein tyrosine phosphatase activity. Gene Ontology annotation, biological process: protein dephosphorylation. The transcript is spliced from 3 exons. The record is from RefSeq and is a predicted model, not a curated record. Lineage: Eukaryota; Fungi; Ascomycota; Dothideomycetes; Mytilinidiales; Mytilinidiaceae. The coding region runs from base 222 to 1568 and encodes 448 amino acids.
CUCCACCUCUGCACCUAUAUACUCCCCCUCGACCCCACCCUCCAAAAGCAAACCACAACACUACAAACUCGCGCAUCUAAAACAAGUUGCUCUUUCAAGCGCAAACGCCCCCUAAAAGAUAUAAAAGUACACCAACGGCUGAGGCUCGCCGCCACAACCUCAACCUGCAUAAACUCAAGGCUCUUCGGCGGAAGGCAGCCGCAGGCAAAGGCAUCGACAACAUGUCUUCGCCGCUUGCUGUGCCCUCCUCCCCAGCGUCUUCCAAACGCUCUAGAUCCCGCGAUAGUACUCGAUCUUCUACAGCUACCUCUAUAGCGGCGUCGGUCAACUCUUUGGCUGCGUCGGUCAACUUUUCGCUCAACCCGUCCGCCAGCGCCCCCUCGCUGAUCAUCCCGCAUUCUUCUUCACAGACCUCAUCGGUCGUCGGAUCCUCGCCCCUGGAAUCCAUACCAUAUCCCGCGUUCCUGCGGCAGAGCAAAUCAGAGAUACAUCAGCGAUUCAUCGAUCUAGAAUGGGAGCAGCGUAACCGCAUUGCGCAAGCCCAGCAGGCUGGCAAUGAUCCAGAUGCGCCAGCCUCGCAGUGGGUUCGACCUAGCGGAGACAUCGUUGUUGCCAGGAAUAGGUAUGCCAACGUGGACCCAUAUCUGAACAAUCGCGUCAAGCUCCAGGUGCCGGAGGGGCACAAUGACUACAUCAACGCCUCGCCAAUUGUGCUUAAAUCUACAGUUUCAGGGACAGAGACGAGAUUCAUUGCGACCCAGGGCCCAAAAUCCGACAUCACUGCACACAUCUGGCGCAUGUUAUGGCACGAAACCGCUUCGCCAUCCGUAAUUGUAAUGCUUACCCAAACGCACGAGUCUGGUCGUGAGAAGUGCCAUCCCUAUUACCCGCUCUCCCUCGAAGACCCCACCCUCACUCUAAACCAGGAAGACGAAUUCGAAGAUGGGUUCUUGUCGACCGUUACUCUCGUCUCACUAACCGAAGAUGAGGCUACUCGAGCUACUGUUCGUGAGCUCGAGAUGCGCAACGGCAACGGCGAAGUGAAGACAGUAUGGCACCUCCUCUUCGGCGGCUGGCCAGAUUUUCUAGUUCCCGAGGGCGAAGACCGCACCGCUCUUCUCAAUCUACUCGCCCUGUCUAACGAGAAGAAUGAGCAUGACGCCCACAACCCACGCACCGUGCAUUGCAGUGCUGGUGUCGGCCGCAGCGGGACCUUCAUCGCGCUGGACUGGCUGCUACAGGAGCUUGAUGAAGGUAGCCUUGAUGACCUGCCGGAGGACCGCGACCCGAUCGCCGAAGUCGUGGAUCGGCUGCGCCAGCAGCGGAUGAUGAUGGUACAGGGCGAAGCACAGUUCGGAUUCCUGUAUGAAGUCCUGCGCGAGAAGUGGCGGGAUCGGUACUGGAAGCUGCACCCAGAGGCUGCUGGGGAGGGCGGUCUGGAAGAUGGGGCACAGAUGCAGCAUAAGGGGACGAGCAAGCACCAGAGCAAGAAAUCGAAGUCGGACCCGGAUGAGGAUGCCCAUGCGGAAUUGGAGGCUGAGCUUGCGGGCGCGGACAGCAGCUUCUGACUCUGUCCGGCGCUAGUGCUUCUGCUUGGGGUCCAUCGAAAAUGCUCGCUGGAACGUGCUGUCGCUGAUGCUAAAGCGCUGAUAUUCUGUCCUUGUCAUCUCCUUGACCUGCUCUGCUUGCUCUGCU